AUGGCGAAACGACCUGCGGAAUCACCUCUGGAGCAGUCAUAUAGCGAUUCGCCGGCAUCGAAGAAGGCGCGCGUGCAAGAUGUCCCCGACGAAGAUUUACCUCCUCCACCUCCACCGGCAGAGGUAGCCCAGAAUGGACAUGCCAAUGGCGCAUCGAAUGGCGCAGACGAUGACGAUGACGAGGAGGAAGAUGACGUCGCAUACCAAGGCACAGGCUCGCUACGGCAAAAGGACGCGACGGAAGGAUACUCAGAUCUCUACCUGGACACAAUAGCACGAACGCGACUAGACUUUGACUUCGAAAAGUUAUGCUCGGUCACACUAUCGCAUAUCAACGUAUACGCAUGUCUGGUAUGCGGGAAAUACUACUCGGGUCGAGGGCCGAAGACACCGGCAUAUUUCCACGCGCUCGAGGAGAACCAUCAUGUGUACAUCAACAUGGAGACGAAGAAGGUGUACGUGCUACCCGAAGGCUACGAGGUGAAGAACAAGAGCUUGGACGACAUCAAAGUCGUGGUAGACCCACGCUUCUCGCAGGAAGAGAUCAAGACACUGGACAAGGAGCCCAAGCCGCAAUGGGACCUGCUGGGCAGGAAAUACAUACCCGGAUUCGUUGGCCUGAACAAUAUCAAAGCGAACGACUACCUAAAUGUCGUAGUACAAGCGCUAUCACACGUACGGCCCCUGCGAGACUUCCUCAUGCUAGAAGACCUCUCCUCAAGACCUGAGCUAGUGAAGCGGUUCAGCGUCAUGGUCCGCAAGAUCUGGAACCCAAAGUCCUUCAAAUCCCACGUUUCGCCGCACGAGCUGAUCCAGGAGAUCGCCCUGCGAAGCAACAAGAAGUUCCUCCUAACCGAACAAGCCGACCCCGUCGACUUCCUGAGCUGGUUCCUCAACAACCUCCACCUCUCCCUCGGCGGCAGCAAAACCAAACCCCGCAGCUCCCUCAUCCAGAAAAUCUUUCAAGGCUCCCUACGAGUAGAGUCCCAAGCAAUCAGCGCCCGCGCCGACGCCGGCGAUCGCCUUCGCUUCGAAGACGCAGACAUCAAAUCCCAAACCUCACCCUUCAUGAUCCUAACCCUGGACCUGCCCCCCGCACCCCUCUUCCAGGACGACGUGGAGAAGAACAUCAUCCCCCAAGUCCCCCUCACCACCGUCCUCCAGAAAUACAACGGCAUCACCGGCCAAGAACGCAUGAACACCCGCGUCCGCUAUCGCCUCCAACACCCCCUUCCUCCUUACCUCAUCAUGCACGUAAAACGCUUCCAACCCAACAAAUUCCUCCAAUCCCAACGCAACCCCACCAUCGUCACCUUUAACCCCCGCGCGCUGGACAUGUCACCCUACGUCGCUCCAGAUCCGAAACUUCACAACACAGGAGAUCCGAUUGUCUACGACUUGGUCGCGAAUGUCACGUACGAGGGGGUGAAAGUCCGCGAUGAUUCGGUGGAGGGGGAGGCGGAGAGGAAGGUGUGGAAGGCGCAGGUGAAGGAGGGUGGGGAGAGGGGGCAGUGGUGGGAGAUGCAGGAUUUGUUUGUGGAGAGGGUAAAUGCGGAUUUGUUGGCGACGAAGGAGAGUUAUGUUAUGGUGUGGGAGAGGAGGAGGGGGAAAGGGAAGGGGAAGGCGUGA
This is a messenger RNA of Fulvia fulva, 1629 nucleotides long. Its product is annotated as putative mRNA-splicing protein ubp10. The transcript has a single exon. The record is from RefSeq and is a predicted model, not a curated record. Lineage: Eukaryota; Fungi; Ascomycota; Dothideomycetes; Mycosphaerellales; Mycosphaerellaceae. Bases 1 to 1629 code for a protein of 542 amino acids. Gene Ontology annotation, molecular function: zinc ion binding; cysteine-type deubiquitinase activity. Gene Ontology annotation, biological process: protein deubiquitination; spliceosomal complex assembly; mRNA processing.